CGACUGCGGUAAAAGCCUAUUCACCAAUGCACAUACGUACGCUUCUCAAGGAAGGUUUCAAAAUGGUGAAAUUUGGUUUGCAGUUCAAAGCUACGUUGGAGAAUGUCACCAACGUUAGGCCAGAGGGAGAGGACUUCCGAUGGUUUCUGAAGCUGAAAUGUGGAAGCUGCGGAGAAAUUCCAGAUAAAUGGCAGUACAUAAGCCUUAUGGAAAGUACGCCCCUAAAGGGUGGGAGGGGCAGUGCCAGUAUGGUUCAAAAGUGUAAACUCUGCUCCAGGGAGAACUCCAUAGAUAUUCUCGGGGAUACGAUCACUCCUUACAAUAUGGAGGACAGCGAGACCUUUAAGACCAUGGUGCAGUUCGAGUGUCGAGGACUGGAACCGGUAGACUUCCAACCACAAGCUGGUUUUGCGGCAGAAGGAGCUGAGUCUGGGACCAAGUUUCCUGAGAUUAAUCUACAAGAGAAGGACUGGACGGACUACGACGAGGAAGCGGCUGAGUCGGUGGGCGUCUACGAGGUCACCCAUCAGUUCACCAAGCGUUGAAACAAAACAACCCGAUCAAGUGACAAGUGGAGUGCGAGGGGGAGGCUGAUCAGCGAAGCGAGAUAUUCACACGCUGCUUUCUGUCAACCGGGACUCGUUCUGAGACGGGAUCUUGAAGUUUGCGGCACAAUUGGAUUGGAUUUCGUGGAUUCAACAGAACGAACUGGGCUUUCACUGGUUCAAUCAGAUUUAACCGUUAAAAAGCCACCACUAAGCAGCAUGAAUGGGAAUCCCAGUUUGAAUAAAUACAAACAAAUAAAAAACAAAACUUUUUUGACUUUUAA
Messenger RNA from Gadus macrocephalus (Pacific cod), 829 nucleotides. It is a transcript of the gene czib, whose product is annotated as CXXC motif containing zinc binding protein. The coding region runs from base 27 to 545 and encodes 172 amino acids. The transcript is spliced from 8 exons. Gene Ontology annotation, molecular function: zinc ion binding. Lineage: Eukaryota; Metazoa; Chordata; Actinopteri; Gadiformes; Gadidae. The record is from RefSeq and is a predicted model, not a curated record.